Molecule: messenger RNA, 480 nt
Organism: Saprolegnia diclina VS20
Lineage: Eukaryota; Oomycota; Saprolegniomycetes; Saprolegniales; Saprolegniaceae
Exons: 5
Coding region: 1-480 (159 amino acids)
Biological process (GO): maintenance of protein location in nucleus; positive regulation of tyrosine phosphorylation of STAT protein
Cellular component (GO): mitochondrial intermembrane space
Source: RefSeq, a predicted model, not a curated record
AUGGCCGACCACCGCAGCAACCAAGGCCACGACUUUGCCGAGGACGAGGAAGAAGAGACGAUCAGCGCCGACCUCGGCGGCAGCUACGAAGAGAACAAGCUCGACGAGGCCAUGGGCGUCAUCCAGGACGUGCUCAUCGACCCGAGCUUUGUCCAGAUGCAAAACGACUUUUGCGAGACGCAUUGCGACUGCUUUGACGACGCGAGCGAGAACAAGCUCAUCUACAUGGACCUCUUCCGCGAGUACACCAACUUGAUCGAAAACUUUCUCGAGGCGCGGCUGAAAGAAGCCAUCGACGACUUUAGCAUGGACGCGCUCUGCAGCAUGAUCCAAGAGCACGAAGACGAAAUGACGGGCGACGUGAUCGACGUGCUCAUGAGCUGCGCCGACUUUGACGAGUUCAAAAGCCUCAUGCUCAGCUACAAGUCGCACCAAGCGACGCUUUUCCAGAUUCACGGCGACAGCUUGGUGUGCGGCUAG